AUGCUCGAUCUGCUAGGACAGUAUUCGAAUCCGAACGCCAGCGCGCCGACGCAACCUAGGCAGAUGCAACAAGGCCCCUCUGGUUCAACUUCCCAUUUGACUUCCCGGGCUCUGGAAGGGUCAGAAAACCGAGGCGGCGAGAGUCGCAGGGAGUCGUCUCUCCGAGUCAGUCAAGAUGAGGCUGACGACUGGGGGAGAGCCCUGAACAAUCGCGAACUUCUCGACUGCGUAGUCGAGGCCCUUAUUUCGCUCUAUCGCCUGGGCGUGCUUAGAGACGUCUUUGACAAGGAGGCGAUGGACAAGCAGUUUCUGCCUUUGUUCGCCGGUUCCUCAAGCUCAGACAGCACAAUUGUGUCUCUUCUGUCGCUGGCGAACUGUCUUUGCAUUGAGCCUGAGCUGCUCAACAGCUUCCUGGAAACCUCGAUUCUAGGCGACAUUGCGACAAGCAUCACCGAGCAGGGCGUUCAGAGCGAAGAUCUAUAUACUCAGACCGCUGAGCUACUUCGCGUCGCACUGCUCCACGAGGAUGCACAAGAGUAA
Besnoitia besnoiti is the source of this 540-nucleotide messenger RNA. RefSeq lists its product as uncharacterized. The transcript has a single exon. Bases 1 to 540 code for a protein of 179 amino acids. The record is from RefSeq and is a predicted model, not a curated record. NCBI's taxonomy places the organism in Eukaryota, Apicomplexa, Conoidasida, Eucoccidiorida, Sarcocystidae.